Messenger RNA from Oncorhynchus tshawytscha (Chinook salmon), 671 nucleotides. Its product is annotated as rho GDP-dissociation inhibitor 3-like. Gene Ontology annotation, cellular component: cytoplasm; cytosol; membrane. Gene Ontology annotation, molecular function: Rho GDP-dissociation inhibitor activity; protein binding. NCBI's taxonomy places the organism in Eukaryota, Metazoa, Chordata, Actinopteri, Salmoniformes, Salmonidae. Gene Ontology annotation, biological process: Rho protein signal transduction. The annotation marks the transcript as partial. The record is from RefSeq and is a predicted model, not a curated record. The transcript is spliced from 3 exons.
CCGUCGAUAUCUGUCCUUUUAGGAGAAGAAGGGAUGCUUGUUUCUUCAUACCUCUGUUUAAAAGGACUCUUUUUGAUACUGCUGACUUGAAACCGUUUGCGUGCUGGUUACUUUGCCCUACCUGUGGAGGAUCCCGGUAGUCAGCCAGCCUCUGGAGCCCAGUGUAGCCCCAGCAGCAGCCACCAUGCUGGGCUUGGAUGUGUGUGAGUUUGGGGGUCAGGUUCUGGAGCUUCUCUGGCUAACCAUGUGUUACCAAGGUUUGAUGGCGGAUAAGGAGGAGAAGCCUGUGGGAGAGGAGGACGAUGAGACAGACCUGAACUACACUCCACCAGCCCAGAAGAGCCUGCAGGAGAUACAGGAACUAGACAAGGAUGAUGAGAGUCUCAGGAAAUACAAACAGACUCUACUAGGAGCUGGACCAGUGGUGGCAGACCUGACCAUUCCCAAUGUCCAGGUCACCAGACUGACCCUGAUGUGUGACCAAGCACCUGGCCCCAUCACCAUGGACCUCUCAGGUAAAUACCACUCCUCUAUCCCUAUCCAUCCUUUUCUCUAUCAUGUCUCACCACUAUGUCACCAUCCUCCAUCCCUCUCCUGCCCUCACUAUCUCUUCAUCUCUCCAUCCCUCUCCUGCCCUCACUAUCUCUCCAUCCCUCCAUCCCUCUCUUUCU